Messenger RNA from Xiphias gladius (swordfish), 4785 nucleotides. It is a transcript of the gene ttf2, whose product is annotated as transcription termination factor, RNA polymerase II. The record is from RefSeq and is a predicted model, not a curated record. The transcript is spliced from 23 exons. NCBI's taxonomy places the organism in Eukaryota, Metazoa, Chordata, Actinopteri, Istiophoriformes, Xiphiidae. The coding region runs from base 134 to 3541 and encodes 1135 amino acids. Gene Ontology annotation, molecular function: ATP-dependent chromatin remodeler activity; zinc ion binding; ATP binding.
CUGCUGGGGCGGGGAUCCCACGGCGGAGCUGUGCCGCAAGGACCCCGCCAAGUCCGUGCUGGGGUUGAGGAUCACGCCGGCUCUGCUGCUACUUGGCAUCCACCGGGCCAGGAACUCUAACUGAAGUCUGUGUAUGUUAAAAACGGGCGUGAAAGAUGGACCAAAUAAAGGCAGGAGCUUCUACGUCUGCGUGGACAAGCAAGGCUGUGAUUUCAGUCAGCUGGCCAGCAUCUCACCAUCCCACUGCCUCCAUCAUGAAGAUUCGAUGGUGGAACUCCAAGCUCUCACAUACAGUCAGCAACAGCAGAGCCACAGGUUAUUCUACCGGUGUAUUAUAGGUAAAAAAGCCGGCCAGAGGUGGUGUGGAAACGUGCCUUGGACUGCACCAGACAAAGAAAGGAGAAACCCUCUGUCUGACACACAGCUACAGCCGUCCUGCCUGCCGCCCGUCCGAAACCCCUUUAAGGCCCCUGCCAAGCCAGACAAGGACUCUGAGUGGAGAAGGAUGCAGUGUGGUGGAGGUAAUGAGAAGGUGAGAGAGGAGAAAGACAGUGAGGCAAGUCAUAAGGCUGAAGGAAGAAAAAGUUCUAAGAAAGAAAAUGUGGAGAGUGUAGGGGCGGGAGUGGAAGAGGAGGAGGAGGAAAAGAAACUGAAUUCAUCGGAUACAUACCGAGGUAAACAACUUCCACAAGGGAUGAAGUUAAAGAAAAGAGUUACAGAUGAGGAGAGAAACAGUCCCAAAGCCAACAGUGUGGAAGAAAUUAAAGAUAAGCUGCAAGACAAGACUGAAGAGAACCACACUGAGCAGGGCAAAACAGAAAAAGCUGAUUCUACCUCCAGCGGCAAUGCUGUUAAUUCUGAGAAAAUGGAUAAAACCUCACAGGAUCCUCACAAGGACUCGCCCCAGCAGCCAACUACUGGGGAAACUUGUCUGGUGAAACAAGCCGACCCUAAUGUAAAAGAGAGUGCCUCUAAAUCUGAGCCCGGCAGCAGCGCCCAGGCUCCCAGGGACUCAGUUACCACCAGGACCCCCACAUCUAACAAAACAACAGAGUCAGAGUCCAGUCAAACCAAAAACCACCAAGAUGACGACAGUGACGACGUAGUGUUGGUGUCAGUGAAACCUGCCACUCAGAAAACUCCUCCUGUUUCUGCUGUACAAAAAACCCUGACCACCUUCCCAGGAUUCCAGCCAGCUUCUAAGCUCAAAGGUCAACAGCGAGAUCCCGAAGGCCUGCACAGUCUGCUCACUGCUCAGCUUCAACAGAAAAAGGCCACGCUGUCUGUGGUGAAUGUGGCAGCUCUGCCAGAUAAAGGGGAGAGGCUGAGGACUCAGGUCAAGGAGCUGGAGGAAGCGCUGGAGUCUCUGAGCCUCACUGCUGCUUCUCAGCCAGGGUCCCAGGCUGGAUGUAGCAGCAGUGAUGCUAAUCCAGGUAGCAGUCAGGUCAACCCAUUCAGCCGACAGGGCGGCACCAUCCUGCUCCCUGCCCCUCCAGGCCCCCCUUGGCCCCAGGCCUCCGGCAGCUCCCUGGGGCUCGAGCUGAGCCAUGGGUACACCCAGAUGUAUGGAGCAAACCCACAGAAUCAGGCCUAUUACGGUGGCAGGAUGACCGAGGAUCGUCUGUUGGUGGUGAAAAACGCCACCUGCGAGGCCAUCGACCAUCUCCACAAAUCUCUGGAGUCCUGCCCCGAUGCCGAGGCCGAAGCCCCAGACCCCAAGGGCAUCAAGGUGUCGCUCCUGGCCCAUCAGAGGAGAGCUUUGGCCUGGCUGCUCUGGAGGGAAGCCCAGAAUCCCUGUGGAGGAAUUCUGGCGGAUGACAUGGGUCUGGGAAAAACCCUGACCAUGAUUUCUCUCAUACUGGCCAAGAAGAUCAAGGCAAAAGAGGAAGAUGAAAAGAAGGAAGAGAAGAAACUGGAGAAAUGGAUCUCCAAGACUGACUCCAGCCUUGUGGUUUCUAAAGGCACUCUGAUCAUCUGCCCUGCCUCCCUGGUUCACCACUGGAAGAAGGAGAUUGAGAGACAUGUCAAGGCAGGCAAGCUGACUGUGUACCUGUACCACGGCCCCAACCGAGAGAAAAGGGCCAAAGUGCUGGCAGAUUAUGAUGUGGUGGUGACCACUUACAGUUUGGUUUCUAAGGAGAUUCCAGUCCAGAAGGAGGAGGCCGACAAACCCGCCGCGGAUUCUGAUGAUGUGCCACUGCACUCGGCUCCUCUUUUGCGAGUGGCCUGGGCCCGCGUGGUUCUUGAUGAAGCCCACAACAUCAAAAACCCAAAAGUGCAGACCUCCAUGGCCGUCUGUCAGCUGAGGGCUCGCGCUCGCUGGGCGGUCACUGGUACGCCCAUCCAGAAUAACCUGCUGGACAUGUACUCACUGCUCAAGUUUCUGCGUUGUUCUCCAUUUGAUGAGUACAAACUCUGGAAAGCUCAGGUGGACAACGGCUCUAAGAGAGGCAGGGAGAGGCUGAACAUCCUGACGAGGAGUCUGCUGCUCCGACGAACCAAAAACCAAAUGGACUCCACAGGAAAACCACUGGUGUCUCUUCCUGAUCGGACCUGCGAGGUGCAUCGACUCAAACUGUCUGAGGAUGAGCAGGCUGUGUAUGAUGUGGUCUUUGCCCAAUCCAGAUCCACUCUGCAGAACUACCUGAAGAGACAUGAGGGAAAUGAUGUGAACAAGGGGAACACCUCCAGUUCCAAUCCCUUUGACAAAGUGGCCCAAGAGUUUGGUAUGUCGCAGUCUGACCCUGCUGUGUCUAGUUCCCAGCAGGCGUCCAGCACCGUCCACAUCCUGUCCCUGUUGCUGCGCCUCCGACAGUGCUGCUGCCACCUGUCCCUCCUUAAGAAGACUCUCGACACGUCGGAGCUGCAGGGUGAUGGGAUCGUCUUGUCUCUGGAGGAGCAGCUCAGCGCUCUGUCACUGUCCUCCAGCCCCUCGCCAUCGGGCCCCGACCCUAAAGACACUGUGGCCCUUAAUGGCACCCGCUUCCCCUCACAGCUGUUUGAGGACACCAGUGAGAGCACCAAGAUUGCUGCUAUUGUCUCUGAGCUGAAGGCAAUCAGACAGAAGGAUGACGAUCAGAAAAGCGUGAUCGUGUCCCAGUGGACCAGCAUGCUGCACAUUGUAGCGGUUCAUCUGCGGCGGAUGGGCUUGAGAUACAGCGUCAUCGACGGGACUGUCAACCCCAAGCGUCGCAUGGACCUGGUGGAAGAAUUCAACACUAACCCUAAGGGAUCACAGGUGAUGCUGGUUUCUCUUUGUGCUGGAGGGGUUGGACUCAACCUCAUUGGUGGGAAUCACCUCUUCCUCAUUGACAUGCACUGGAAUCCAGCCUUGGAGGAUCAGGCCUGUGACCGAAUCUACAGAGUUGGACAAAGGAAAGAUGUCACCAUCCAUAGGUUUGUGUGUGAAGAAACAGUGGAGGAGAAGAUCUCCACACUGCAGGGAAAGAAGAAGGAGCUGGCCCAGAACGUGCUGUCAGGAACAGGAAGCACCCUCACCAAACUCUCCCUGGCUGAUCUCAAAAUCAUUUUUGGCGUCUGAGAAGGGAGAGAACUGAGGAAGCUGUGCCACACUGUCAAACCUUCAGCUACAACACCAGACAGCUGUUCAUACAUAUAUUCAGAAAACAGGGUAUACAUUUAGAAAAAAUAUUAAAAUAACUCAUAAAUAACUAAUAAGAUUGAGAUAAUAACUUACCUAAAUCUAAGACACUAGAGAGCUUAUUUUCCGCCAUGUAAUGGCAGGUUUCUUCAUGCUGCCUGACCUCUCUUAGCUCAAGCCAGAGCAGUGUUUUCAUCUCAGUCCUAACUGCCUUACAAAAUGUUAUUGGGAUUAAUGUGCCCUAACAUUUUAUUUCGAGUUUUUCUUUUCCUUUAUCUUCUUCUGUAAAUCCGGGGCCGGUUUUAGCUCUAUUCAGUCAGAUACAUGCUGCUCUUAACUGAUUUAUCUUAAGUGUUUCAGUCGGUCUUAAAUUGGCUCUGAAACUUGUACAUACUCUGUAACUUCUUAGAUUCUGCUUCUGCCGUGAUCUGUUGCUCCAAUGCAAAAGUGGUUACUUGAUGACUGUCAGUUUCUCUUAUUUUAUUCAUUUGUAAGAGCGACAUGAAGCUGUUUACAACAGAGGAAAUCCUGGGUAUCUUAAUAACAUUUUUUGUUGUUUAGCAGGUGAGAAGCAGUUUCCCCCAACAGCCACUGCAGCGCUGUUGUGGAGUUGCACUAAACAGUAGAUCUGAGCUUACUAUACUAUGUUAAGAUUAAUAACCAAAGUGAAGUUUCAUCACGACAGUGGCUACAGCUGCAAAUACUGUUACAUACAGCUAGAAAUCAAAUUCCCCAACUUGAAACAUGCACACUAAAAUCAUCAGGCAACUUCUAUACACAAGUACAUGUGUAUAUAUUGCCUGUGUCUGACUGCAAAUGCCAUAGACACACAGGUUAGGAACUCGUACACCUGUUCUUUUGGUCAAGAAUGAAGAUUUAUGGCGCUUUUCCCUUUGUGUAUGUCGUAUGCAGCACUAAUUGUGGCCAAUAACUUAGUAAUAUUUUUAGAUGAAUGCAUGUAUAUGUCUUCUUAUUUUAUUAUGUCAAAUCACGGGCGCACCGAAAAGAGGAUUGUCCUUUCUCAAAGUUAUUUUAAUUUCGGUCAGCUUACCAAAAGGAAGGAAGCACAUUUUUGUUUCUAUUUGUGUCACCUGAUGGAGUUUAUUUCCUUUAAGGAUGUUUUCAGAUGCCUUUUUUUUUUUUGGCAUUGUUUAUUGUUGUAUGUGCGUUUGAUAUGAUGUUUA